Paramecium pentaurelia is the source of this 210-nucleotide messenger RNA. The record is from the annotation of a GenBank genome assembly. NCBI's taxonomy places the organism in Eukaryota, Ciliophora, Oligohymenophorea, Peniculida, Parameciidae.
AUGAACUCAAAAUAGUUUAAAUUUUAAAAGGAGGUAGAAAAUCCUAACAAGGAGAACGAAGGAUAUUACGAGGGAAAUCGAAUUAAUAAAAAAAGGAUUAGUUAUCUCCCUCUAACAGAUAUUACAGAUAUAUUAUAUCCUAAGAGAAGAGAAUUGGAAGUAUUUGAAUAGAAUCAAUUAAAGCUCUCUCUAACUAUUCAAUUGAGAUGA